Populus nigra (black poplar) is the source of this 3064-nucleotide messenger RNA. Its product is annotated as probable serine/threonine-protein kinase At1g54610. Lineage: Eukaryota; Viridiplantae; Streptophyta; Magnoliopsida; Malpighiales; Salicaceae. The coding region runs from base 703 to 2667 and encodes 654 amino acids. The record is from RefSeq and is a predicted model, not a curated record. The transcript is spliced from 7 exons. Gene Ontology annotation, cellular component: cyclin-dependent protein kinase holoenzyme complex; nucleus. Gene Ontology annotation, molecular function: cyclin-dependent protein serine/threonine kinase activity; RNA polymerase II CTD heptapeptide repeat kinase activity; ATP binding. Gene Ontology annotation, biological process: positive regulation of transcription elongation by RNA polymerase II; protein phosphorylation.
UUUUUUCAUGUUUCAUUAAUGUCUGUCCACCCUUUUGUCUCUAAUCUCUACUCUCUAAGCUAACCAAAUUAAACUCACCCAAAGGAAAAGAGAAUUAGAAAUUAACCCAGAACGGCCUGCCAGAAUUCCUGCAUUAUAGAACAAUAUUGUGGAUGCUGUUUUUCUUCUUCUCUUUUCUCUUACCAAGCAUUUCUUGUUGGGAAAGCAAAAAAGUAUAGCAAUAUUUCUUGAUCUGUUCUGUGCAGGGAUUCCUGGUCUGUUUAGAUUUAUUUCCCUUGUCCAAAAUUCUCUUACAAUAAAAGAUUCAUGUAUUGAUUCUUUUGGAUUUUAUUUCCUGUAUUAUCUUUUUCAUUCGAAUCUUCUCUUCUUUGAUAUCCUUGCCUAGCUUUCUUGACGUCAACAACAUUCCCAUUUGGAAAUUCUGUGCUAGCUCUUGCGCUUUUCAAAAAGCCUUGCAAGCUUGGAUAGAGUGAUUGUGUUUCCUAAAAGGGGCAAAAAGAUCUUGGUUUUAAGAGCAACCACAAUAUUAAGAUAUUUGUCAAUGCUCCAUUGAUUUGAGAGAUUGACAAAAAUGGUAAACUUGGGUUCCCAGCAUAAAUCCAAGGGCACCAAUUUAAAUAUUCAUUGCAGCAGAACGGCAAAGGGUGGUGGUGGUGGUUUUGGCAUAUUUUAAAGUGGUUCUGUUGGGAUAGAGGUGAGAUCAUGGGCUGCAUUUGCUCAAAAGGAGCUGCAGAAGAAGAUGUAAAUAGCAAUACGAAUGAUCAGAAGCAGACAGAGGUGGAUAAGUCUUCUGUGCAAAUGGUUGCUCCUGCAAUAUCCAAGAAAGAAGAGAUGUUGGUAGAUUUUCUUGGCCAAAAAGAUGGAUCGGUGCGUCUUGUGUCAAAGGCAAAUGUUGGGAAUGUUCCUGUUUCAUUGGAAGAAGGAGAAAAGGAAAGGAAACUUGUUGAUGUGAAGAGUAAAGGACAUAAUAGAUCGAUAACAAUGGAUUCAGAGCCCAAUGACGACCAACCACGUGUGAGUAUGAUGAUUAGCAUACGUCAUGGAUCUGAAAGGGAAGCAUGGCCAGAAUGGUUAACAGCAGUUGCUGGAGAAGCCGUCAAAGGGUGGCUGCCUCGACGAGCAGACUCAUUUGAGAAGCUAGACAAGAUUGGACAAGGAACUUACAGUACUGUAUACAAGGCUCGUGACCUUGAAACUGGAAAAAUUGUUGCAAUGAAGAAGGUGCGGUUUGUCAACAUGGAUCCGGAAAGUGUCCGCUUCAUGGCUAGGGAAAUUGUUAAUUUACGUAAACUUGACCAUCCAAAUGUUAUGAAACUUGAAGGAAUAGUCACUUCGAGGAUGUCAGGGAGCUUGUACCUUGUGUUUGAGUACAUGGAGCAUGACCUUGCUGGGCUUGCAGCAAAUCCUAGCAUCAAGUUUACGGAAUCUCAGAUCAAAUGCUACGUGCAACAACUUCUACAUGGACUUGAGCACUGCCAUAAACAAGGUGUCUUGCAUCGAGACAUCAAGGGCUCGAAUCUUCUGAUAAACAAUGAUGGAGUUCUCAAGAUUGCAGACUUUGGUCUGGCAACUUUUUAUCAUCCUGAUCAGAGUCAGCCUUUAACAAGUCGCGUAGUAACUCUCUGGUAUAGGGCACCGGAGCUUUUGCUAGGUGCUACAGAGUAUGGACCUGCUAUAGAUAUGUGGAGUGCUGGCUGCAUUCUUGCUGAAUUAUUCGCUGGCAAGCCUAUCAUGCCUGGAAGAACAGAGGUAGAGCAAAUGCAUAAGAUUUUUAAGCUUUGUGGUUCACCCUCUGAGAUCUACUGGCAGAAGACAAAGUUUCCACAUGCAACUAGUUUCAAACCUCAGCAAUCUUACAUACGAUGUAUUACUGAGACAUUCAAACAUUUCCCUCCGUCAGCUUUGACUCUUGUUGAUAAGCUCCUGUCAAUGGAACCACAAGAUCGAGGUUCAGCCACUUCAGCUCUUCGAAGUGAGUUCUUCAGAAUAGAGCCCCUCCCUGCUGAUCCAUCAAGUCUACCAAAAUAUUCUCCAUGCAAGGAACUGGAUGCCAAGUUGCGAGAUGAGGAAGCCAGAAGGCAAAGAGCAGAGGCUGUAAAAGGACGAGGACCUGAAUCUGUCAGAAGGGGUUCAAUAGAUACUAAGAAAGCUCCAACUCCGGAAUUCACUGCUCAGGCACAGCCAAAAACUGCAAGUUCCAGCUAUAAAUAUUAUAUCCAGGAGGAUGCGGGGACUGGCUUCCGAAUUGAGCCUCCUAGAGUAUCGAAGCAGAAUGGUUUCGAGCACUCUACGUCAAUGAUUCACCCUUCCGCAGUAGCAGGAUUGUCGUUAAAUAAAAGUGCAGGUUCUUCAAGAAAUAAUCCAGAAUUGAGGGCACAGAAAUCUCACGAGUCUCAAUCAGGGGAGAUGUCUAGCUCCUCUCUUAAGAAGAAUGAAAAGGCUCCUACGAGCAGAGAUUCUUCAAUGGGGGGGUAUGUUCCCAGGAAAACCAGAAUCCAUUAUUCUGGACCGUUGAUGCCUCCUGGGGGGAACAUGGAAGAAAUACUCAAAGAGCACGAUAGACAAAUCCAGCAGGCCGUUCGUAAAGCACGUCUUGAAAAGUCGGGGACCAGAGAUAACCUUGAUGGUUAUGGGCAACUACACAACAACAGACGAUACAAAGGGUAAUUCUCAAAACAAUUACUCCGUCGCAUCCUCGUGGUGCCUUUCUCCUCACCCUGCAGAACCACCCUCAAGUGGGAAGCUUCUUUGUCGUGCCAUCAAGCAAAAUCAGAUAUGAAAUGCACUGUGAGCUUCACUGAGAUAGAAAUUGUAUUUGAAUGGGGAUUGUGAGACUCCAUUUUGACAAGGAAGGAGGGAGGUUCUUGUAUUUCUUUGAAAAUACAUGAAAUGGUGAGGACUUCGUUCUGUAUAGUAGAUAGGAGGAGUGAUUAAUUAGUAGCUACGGUAUUCAGAAGUUGUAAAGCAUCUUGCAAGUAACUACUGAAAAGAUUGGAACAGAUGUACUUUCAUUCUCCCUGCUAGUAAUUUGGACACUAGCCCGUCAAGAUUUCGUGUUGAGAUC